AUGAUAUCUGUGAGUGUGACUCUGUCUCCAUUCCCUUCAUCCUGUUCAGAUGUGAACGAGUGCAGGCGUCUGCCAGCAGUGUGUCCUCACACUCGUCCGGUGUGCACCAACACAUACGGACACUAUAAGUGCAGCUCAAAGAAGAGAUGUGUUGAGGGCUAUAAGCCCAGCAGGGACGGCCGAGCGUGUGUGGCUGUGUCCUCCCGGUACGACAGCAGUGUCUCUUCCUCUCCUGUCUGUCCUGGUUUUCCUCUUCCUGAACUUCUCCUGGUCUCAGUGCUGAGUGUCUCUGGAGGUCUGUCUCUGUGUCGUUGAGUCUCUGUAGGUUUUCUGUUCUGGUCCGACUCACUG
Messenger RNA from Carassius carassius (crucian carp), 351 nucleotides. RefSeq names its product cartilage acidic protein 1-like. The record is from RefSeq and is a predicted model, not a curated record. Gene Ontology annotation, molecular function: calcium ion binding. Lineage: Eukaryota; Metazoa; Chordata; Actinopteri; Cypriniformes; Cyprinidae. The coding region runs from base 1 to 315 and encodes 104 amino acids. The transcript has 3 exons.